Messenger RNA from Camelina sativa (false flax), 2420 nucleotides. The record is from RefSeq and is a predicted model, not a curated record. Lineage: Eukaryota; Viridiplantae; Streptophyta; Magnoliopsida; Brassicales; Brassicaceae.
CUAGAGAAACAAACGAAGAAAAAAGAACAAUUAUGCAAGCAUUGAUUGAUUACACACUUCAAUGUGUUCUAUAUUUUGUUGUUUUUACUACAUAACGUUAUGUCAAAUGCAUCAUAUUACUCAAGGGUUAAGAAUUAAUAAUAAACAAAAACUUGUUGGUUGUUGCCUCAUUUUCUUCUUCUUCACGUCAUGGAUUCUCCUAAAUAUAAUAAGCUAAACCUCUCAGAUUAUCCAAUUUCCGGAUAAUGUCUAGUGUUAUUAUUACAUUCAAUUUCAUUUUCUUAUACAAAAGUUUGAAGUAAAAAAGGCUUGGCGUGGAAGUGGUGGAUAAAAUAAAAACGUGUUCAACACCUGCCGAGCCGAUUUAGAUUCCGUUUUCACAUAUACAACAAUCAUGUUUUCUUUUGGGGUCAAUGGUCUUGAAUUGACCCGUUCUUAAAACCCGCUUAACCCGACCCGGAUCCACCUGCUCCUUUCAUGUUUUUUUUCAACAAAACACACGCGCUGGUCUCUUGAUCCUAAACCAUUUUUCUCAUAUUUUUUUUUUUGUCAAACUCUCAUUGAUCAUCUUCCUCCUCAACAUCAUCCCAUUAUAUCCCCUCUUUGUCUUCUCGAUUCCUACCUACCUAAUCUCUUCUAGGGUUUGGGUUUCUGGACGACGAAGAGGGGCGUUUCUUUGUAAAUUCGAGAAAUUGAGAUUGCUUGCUUUGUAAACUCGGAAUUUAUGGCGGUUUCUAGCGCCUUCGCUGUUACCCCGAAGAAGCUGGAGAAUUUGUUAUCGAAUCAACUUAACCCAUCAUCAUCUUCUUCUUCUUCUUCUUCUCCGGCGCCAAACGCGUUUGGUGUAAUCGGGAUUCGUGAUCUUCCGAUGAACAAUAAUAAUAGGACAAAGCGAGGUCUGAUCCAGAGAGCCCGUUGCGAGAUUUCAACUUCUAAAUCAGCCAGCCUCUCUGCUCUUGAACUGCUCAAGUCUUCUGCUAUUGACCGAUACACAAAGGAAAGAAGCAGUAUUGUGGUGAUUGGGCUUAGCAUUCACACAGCUCCUGUUGAGAUGCGUGAGAAGCUUGCUAUUCCUGAAGCUGAAUGGCCACGAGCUAUCGCUGACUUGUGCGGUUUGAAUCAUAUCGAAGAAGCUGCUGUUCUCAGUACCUGCAACCGCAUGGAGAUUUAUGUCUUGGCUCUCUCUCAGCAUCGUGGUGUCAAAGAAGUUACUGAGUGGAUGUCUAAGACAAGUGGAAUCCCAGUUUCGGAGAUCUGUCAGCACCGUUUUCUAUUGUACAACAAGGACGUCACACAACAUAUAUUCGAAGUCUCAGCUGGUUUGGACUCCCUUGUCCUAGGAGAAGGUCAGAUACUUGCUCAGGUUAAACAAGUUGUUAAAGUAGGUCAAGGAGUUAAUGGAUUUGGGAGGAACAUUAGUGGGCUAUUCAAACACGCAAUCACGGUUGGGAAGCGUGUCAGAACAGAGACAAAUAUCGCUGCUGGAGCUGUUUCCGUUAGCUCUGCUGCAGUCGAACUUGCUCUCAUGAAGCUUCCAGAAUCUUCACAUGCAUCAUCUGCUAGGAUGUUAUCUUGUGCUGGAGAAGCCGAUGUAGUCUUUACUAGCACAGCAUCUGAGACACCAUUGUUCUUGAAGGAGCAAGUAGAGACUCUCCCUCCUGUUAGAGAUGCGAGGCUCUUUGUUGAUAUCUCUGUUCCUAGAAACGUUGGGUCUUGUGUCGCUGAAAUAGAUGGUGCACGGGUUUACAACGUGGAUGACCUCAAGGAAGUUGUUGCUGCGAAUAAAGAAGACAGGGUGAGGAAAGCAAUGGAAGCUCAGGCUAUAAUUACAGAGGAAUCAAAACACUUUGAAGCGUGGAGAGAUUCGCUUGAGACGGUUCCAACAAUCAAGAAAUUAAGGGGAUACACAGAGAGAAUUAUAGCCGCAGAGGUUGAGAAAUUCUUGCCGAAAAUGGGCGUUGAGAUGAACAAGAAAACGAGGAAAGCAGUAGACGAUCUCAUCCGAGGUAUAGUGAACAAGCUCCUACACGGUCCUAUGCAACAUUUGAGAUGCGAUGGGAGUGAUAGCAGAACGCUGAGUGAGACACUGGAGAACAUGCAGGCCCUGAACAGGAUGUAUGGACUUGAUGCAGAGAUACUCGAGGAGAAGAUUAGAGCCAAGGUGGAAAAAAAGUAGAGAGAGAGAGAGAGAGAGAGAGAGAGAGAGAGAGAGGGGAGCCUUUGCUGCAUCCAUUUUUUAGGUUCGUAGAGGUUAAGAAUCGGCACCUUUGUAAUAUACAAACUUGAGUAGAGAGAGUAAGAAGCUAUCUUCUGGGGAAGAAGCUAUCUUCUGGUUCAUGUCGUUGAUGAGAAGCAUACUAUAAUUGUUUCAUUAAUUGCGUUCUUUUGUUAAAACCUUAUAUACACAAUUUAUUUCCUAA